This is a messenger RNA of Arabidopsis lyrata subsp. lyrata, 541 nucleotides long. RefSeq lists its product as uncharacterized. Lineage: Eukaryota; Viridiplantae; Streptophyta; Magnoliopsida; Brassicales; Brassicaceae. The transcript has a single exon. The record is from RefSeq and is a predicted model, not a curated record. The annotation marks the transcript as partial.
UAUCUAUUACAACAAGUGGACGGAGGCUUAGGAACGAUGUUGAUGAAGGUGGCCUUAUUUGCUCUGGUACAAGGUUUGGUGUAUCUCAUCCUCUCGAAAUCGUCGAAGGUUUUCUCUACAUCGAAUUCGUUGAGAAAGGCUUACAGUUUCCGGCCGAUGAGGUCCGUCAGCAUCCGCCGGAUUCUGGCGUCACUUCAGGAUAUUCCUGCUGGCGACGAUAUGUCUCCUUCAUCUAACGGCUCUUCUUCUUCUCUUACUUCUCCUUCUUCGCAAGAUGAGGCGGCAACAACAACUACAUCACCAUCUUAGGGAUAUAGAUAUAUACACAAACGGCAUUAUUGAUUAUUUAUUUUAUUUUAUUUUAGAUUGUUUCGUUAAAUUGAUGUAAGAUUGAUUAUCUAUAUGUAGUCGUAGAUAUAUAUAUGUAUAGUUGGUUUAGAUGUUGAAUAGUAGUAUCGUAUGUACAGUUCAAAAAGGUUUAUUAUAAUCUUUGAGUAAUCAUUUUUUUUAUUAAACUAAAAUAAUGGGUGAUUUGCAAAUA